This is a messenger RNA of Fusarium mangiferae, 309 nucleotides long. RefSeq lists its product as uncharacterized. The transcript has a single exon. NCBI's taxonomy places the organism in Eukaryota, Fungi, Ascomycota, Sordariomycetes, Hypocreales, Nectriaceae. The record is from RefSeq and is a predicted model, not a curated record. The coding region runs from base 1 to 309 and encodes 102 amino acids.
AUGUCCAGUCAGACCAACAGUGCAGCCAGCAGCCCUAUCAAAUCGAGGAGAACCUCAUCAACAGCAUCAAAUGAGAGUACUCUCAGCCAUCACGAAUUGGAGUACAUGUCUCUACGCGAUGAGAACCUCAGCUACGAAGAUGAUGUCGACUUCCACAUCUUCAUUGAUGCCAUGGACCGUGUCGACUCGCUUGUCACAGAAAGAGUUCCCCGAAGAGGACGAAAGGAGUCAAUAGGCCGCCUGUUCAACGGACUCAACAACAAACUACGCCGAGACAGCACAUCAGGACCGGCAGCAGUGCUAGAAUGA